AUGGCUGCACUACUUAAAAAAAGAGCAUUAGCCGAAUACAAUAAAUCUUUUCAAGAUGGUCCGUCAUCAAAAAAACUGCAUUUGGCUAAGAAACCUUUGAUAGGUAGCUCUGCAGCUGCUUUUGUAGGACUCUUGGAAAAAUGCAAAUCAAGUGAAGAGGCUCUUCAGUUACUACUGAGGAUAUCGGAUUGCUUACAGUUCCAAGAAUCGGAUGUAGAAGAAGCUAUCAAAAAGCUGUCGGAACAUUUCCAAUCAGAAGAGGAGUCUGUUGUUAGAGUUAAAAUAUUGUGGCUGUAUUGUGACAUUGGAUUAGAGUGUCCAGGUGCUAAUCUGAACAAUUUAAUCGAAGAGACAAUACAUUUAAUUAAAAAUGAAACAUCACACAAGGUUAUAGCACAAGGCAUCGCAACAUUACUAAAGUUGGGUUCUAAGUUAAGCGACGACAAAAUUCUUAUGAUGCGCCUUGUAAAUGUGGCAAAGGACAACCUUAAAGAUACAAGUCAUUCUGUGAAAUGCCGGUCUCUACAGCUUAUUAGUGAACUAUAUCCAAUUUACCCAGAAUCAGAUAGAACACAAGAUAUGACAGUGGAAGCAGAUGCUAUUGUGAAAUUAUUGGGAGAUUAUUCAAAUGCUGAGGAUGCAAGAGUUAGAUGUGAAGCAUUUCAAUCACUAUUAACAUUACAUGAGAGAGGUCAAACAUUGAAUGCAUCUUUAUACGAGCAUGUAUGUGAAUCUUUGUCUGAUGAUUAUGAAAUUGUGAGGGAAGUUGCUCUUAGACUGGUUUGGCUGCUGGGAAAUAAGUAUCCAGAGAAUUCAAUAACAUUGCCUGAUGGUGAAACAACCAUCCGCAUGGUUGACGAUGCAUUCAUACGCAUUUGUUCGGCGGUGAACGACCUGUGUAUGCAAGUGCGGGCAUUGGCAUGUUCUUUGCUUGGAAGCACCUGUGCAGUAUCCGAUCGCUUCUUACUGCAGACGCUUGAUAAACAGCUCAUGAGUAAUAUGAAGAAGAAGCGCACGCUGCACGAGCGCGGUGCGGAGUUGGUGCGGUCGGGCGCGUAG
Parnassius apollo (apollo) is the source of this 1059-nucleotide messenger RNA. Lineage: Eukaryota; Metazoa; Arthropoda; Insecta; Lepidoptera; Papilionidae. The record is from the annotation of a GenBank genome assembly.